This is a messenger RNA of Rosa rugosa (rugosa rose), 993 nucleotides long. RefSeq lists its product as uncharacterized. Lineage: Eukaryota; Viridiplantae; Streptophyta; Magnoliopsida; Rosales; Rosaceae. The coding region runs from base 1 to 993 and encodes 330 amino acids. Gene Ontology annotation, molecular function: protein dimerization activity. The record is from RefSeq and is a predicted model, not a curated record. The transcript has a single exon.
AUGCGUUGGAGCUCACAUUAUGGUACUCUUCUAAACUUUACUGUCAUGUUUUCUUCCAUAAUUGAUGUGUUGGAUGAAAUAGCAUUUGAUAAAGUGAGUUCUGAUCAGAAGCAUGAAGCUUUUAUUUCUUUGAAGUUGCUGCAAUCAUUUGAUUUCAUAUUCAGUUUGCAUUUGAUGAGAAUUAUACUUGGAAUCACUCAUGAGUUAUCACAAGCACUACAAAAAGAUGAUCAGGACAUAGUGAAAGCUAUGGAUUUAGUGAAAGUGUGCAAGAGAAAAUUGCAGACUUUUAGGGAGAGUGGAUGGCUUUCUUUGUUUGAGCAGGUUGUUCUAUUUUGUGGAAAAGAGAAUAUUAGUGUUCCAAACAUGGACGAUCAAUAUGUAUGUCCAGGAAAAUCAAGGCGUAGAGCUCCUGAAAUGACAAAUAUGCAUUACUAUCGCUUUGACUUCUUUUGUGCAGUAAUUGAUUUCCAACUUCAAGAGCUAGAUAACCGUUUCAGUGAGGCUACUACUGAACUUCUCCUUUGUUUGGCAUCUCUAAGUCCUAAUUAUUCAUUUGCAGCUUAUAAUAAGCAAAGUUUGAUGCGUCUUGUUGAGCUUUAUCCUCAUGAUUUUUCUGCAUCAGAGUUGUUGUUGCUAGAAUGUCAGUUAGAGACUUAUAUUGAUGAUAUGCGAUCUAAAAACAAGUUCCAAGAAUUGCAAGGGAUUGCUGAUCUUGCAAAGAAAUUAGUUGAGACAAGAAAGCAUAAGACAUAUCCUUAUGUUUAUUUGCUGAUCACUUUGGCUCUAGUACUUCCUGUUGCAACAGCCUCUGUUGAAAGAGCUUUCUCUGCCAUGAAUAUUAUAAAGAAUCGAAUUCGCAAUCGAAUGGGAGAUCAAUGGAUGAAUGACUGCUUAAUUGUAUAUCUUGAGAAUGAUAUAUUCAAUUCCAUUGACAAUGAGUCUAUUAUUCAGCGUUUUCAAAACAUGGCACCUCGUAGAGGACAAUUAUAG